This is a messenger RNA of Fraxinus pennsylvanica, 534 nucleotides long. Lineage: Eukaryota; Viridiplantae; Streptophyta; Magnoliopsida; Lamiales; Oleaceae. The record is from the annotation of a GenBank genome assembly.
AUGAUCAUAGCCCUGUCCAAAAGCUAUGGUCUACUGGUGAACAGUUUCUACGAGCUCGAGCCACUUUAUGCAGAGUACUGGAACCGUGAGUCUACACCAAAAGCAUUCUGUGUCGGACCUUUGUGCAUCGCCCGACAACAAAAAAUGGGGCCCGUAUUGCACCAGGAAUGUAGAUGGAUUAAAUGGUUGGAUCAAAAACUGGCACAGAAAAAACCAGUUCUAUACAUUGCAUUCGGGUCCCAAGCAGAAAUAUCAUCAACACAGUUAAGAGAAAUCGCUCAUGGCCUAGAAGAAUCGAAAGGAUUUCUGAGUCACUGUGGCUGGAACUUGUUGUUGGAGAGUAUAAGUGCAGAAGUUCCAAUACUAACAUGGCCAAUAAUGGUGAAGCAACCCCUUAAUACAAAAAUGGCAGUGGAAGAGAUUAAAAUCGGGUUACGGGUUGAAACAGUUAAUGGCACGAGCAACAAAUUUGUGCCUGCGGAGAGCUUGAAGAAUAAAGUGAAAGAACUUUUGGAAGGGAAGGAGACGAGGUGA